This is a messenger RNA of Drosophila persimilis, 291 nucleotides long. RefSeq lists its product as uncharacterized. The transcript is spliced from 2 exons. Lineage: Eukaryota; Metazoa; Arthropoda; Insecta; Diptera; Drosophilidae. The record is from RefSeq and is a predicted model, not a curated record. Bases 34 to 168 code for a protein of 44 amino acids.
CAGAAGUUUCCAAUUUGUCCAAUUAGCCCCAAAAUGAACAUGCUGUGUGAGCGUGUGUCCGCGAUCCUGGCGGGCACCCUUGUGGGCAUGUGGUACGCCAAGACCUUUCCCGCCGAAAAGGAUGCCAAGGAUAGCAAGGACAAGAAGGACAAGAAGGGAAAGAAGUAAUCGAAACCACUUCCCUUCCAUCCUGGACUUCUCCAGAACCAUUACCUUAUUGACUCGCCUUAAAUUAGCCACAGACUUGAGCAAACAAAUGGAACCUAGUCGUCGGGACAAAGAUCUCAAACC